CAAAGGAGAGAAGAAGAGAGAGCUUUUCUUUCUUCCUUCUCUGCCCUUUUCUCCUUCUCUUCGCCCACUAAGAACAAGACACGCUCUCUCUCUCUCUCUGUUUCUUGGUCGGACUCGGAGCUCAAAAACCCUUCCGCCAUUUCUCUCCUCCCUUCUUCCUCCUCCUUCAUUCCCACCGUCUCUCGAGCUCCUUCUCCAAUGGACGAAGACGACGAAUUCGGAGAUCUCUACACCGAUGUCCUCCAGCCUUUCUCCAACUCCUCAACCUCCGCUCUACCGCCGCCACAGCCGGUGCUUCAGCUCCAGCCGAAACGGGCUUCCCCGCCGCCGCCGCCUCCCUCGUCGUCAUCCGUCGAUCUCAAUCCCGACGACGAUGACGAGAUUCUCUACGGCGCAUCCGGGCGUGGUGAUCAAACCCUAGUGAAUUCCGCCCCCAAUUCGAGGCCCGAUGGAAAGCUCUCGGUCAUGGUCGGCGGCGGUUCCGAUUCACGAUUGGGGAUUAAUAAUAAGGGUUUGGAGGCGAGGGGAAUUUCCACCGAUUUUCUAUCCGGGGAGCCGGAUAAAGAUUUGGAUUUUGAUAUCGAGGAAGGUGGGAAUGCUGGGGAGGAUUCGGGUCUCCUCAUUCCUGGACUUGGGGUUGAUAUGGUGGAGGACUCGAAGCAGAAUGGAGCGGCGGCGGGUGUUGGUGGCAUGGGUGGCAGCGGCCGAGGGGUUAAGGAGGGGGGAGAUGAAGAGUGGGACGAGGAAGACAGUGAUAGUGAAGACGAUCUGCAGAUAGUGUUGAACGAUACUGGGCCGAUGGGAAUGGACAGAGGCAUGAUGGGCGAUGGAGAAGAAGAUGAAGAUGACGACGGCGACCCUUUGGUGAUUGUGGCAGAUGGAGACCCGAACCAGGGUAUGGGGGAGCCGGAUUGGGGCGGCGGAGAUGAAGCAGCGGCUGAUGCUGGAGGUGAAGGAGGGGACAAGAAGGAAGGAGGAGAGGCAGCUGGGAAAGGAAAUGCUAUGGUGGCCGGAGCGAAGAUUGGAUAUAACAAUCACGGAUAUCAUCACACAUUUCAUUCCCAGUUUAAGUAUGUGAGGCCAGGUGCAGCACCAAUGCCAGGUGUUACCACUGGUCCUCCUGGAGCACCAGGUCAGCUUCGUCCUCCGAUCAGCUUAGGUUCUAUGCCGGGUCGGGGUAGAGGUGAUUGGCGCCCAAUGGGUAAUAAAAGUGGCCCUCCAAUGCAAAAGGGCUUCCCAGGUUAUGGUGGAUGGGGCAACAACAUGGGUGGGCGUGGUUUUGGUGGAGGACUGGAUUUCACACUUCCUUCUCACAAGACAAUAUUUGAUGUUGACAUUGACAACUUUGAGGAAAAGCCUUGGAAAUAUCCUGGUGUUGAUAUAACAGACUUCUUCAACUUUGGGUUAAAUGAGGAAAGCUGGAAAGAUUAUUGCAGACAGUUGGAACAGCAUCGUUUAGAGACUACCAUGCAAAGCAAAAUCCGUGUUUAUGAAAGCGGGAGGGCUGAGCAGGAAUUUGAUCCUGAUUUGCCCCCAGAAUUAGCAGCAGCAGCUGGAGGCCAUGAUGUUUCAGUUGACAAUUCAAAUAUCGGAAAGACGGAUUUGGGCCAAAGUGAUUUAGCAAAAGGAUCUGCUCGUGCUCGGCCACCUAUACCAACUGGUAGGCCGAUACCAGUUGAGACUGGUUUUAGUGACCGCCAACCCUCCAUCGACACUCGGCCACCUCGUCUUCGUGAUUCUGAUGCAAUCAUCGAGAUUCAACUGCAGGGCUCACUUGAAGAUGAUUCCUCAGGAAAUGAUGCUCUUGAUGGGGAGAACUCAGGAGGGAGCAAUAGAGGUAGUCGGGUGCCUGAUGAUCAUGAGGUGAUGGCACCAAAAGCAGAAGAUUUUGUUGAUCCCUCACAGGCUCAUCCCAACUUAAAGGGCGGAAGAAAGGCUCCGUAUAUGGAUAAGGACACUGAUGGAGAUGUGCCUCGUGCCUCUCAAUCUGACGCACCAAGUAGAUAUCGUCCCAGUUUUAGGGGCCAGGCUCCUGUCUACCCUGGUGGAGAUUUGGGCACUUCUCAUGAAGAGAGGCGGAAACAAAGAACAAAUGGCAGGUCUCCUCAUUUGACUUCUAGUAGAAGCGCAGACGAAGAGUCGGUUGAAAGCAUGGGUGGCGACGGCAGGCGUAGUAGUCAGCAGUUAUCAUCUCCCACUAAUGGCAGGGAGGUAAGAGAGUCUAGCGUCGGAGACAAGGAUUGUCUUGAUGCUGUGGGUGACUUCUUACCAGCUGAAGGAAGCUCUGGAAUAGCAAAGGGUGGAACUGGGCCAAAUGACUUUGGGAAAGAUAGAAGUACAUAUCAUUCCAAAAAGAAACAGCGAGUUGAGCGUUCCUCUGAUAUACCACUCCAAGAAGACGAUGCUCAGGAAGAGGAGGAUUCUAAAGCUGCUAGAAGCAGUGAAAACAGUAAAGCAAGGUCCAGCAGUAGUAGCAAAGACUAUCAUCAGAAAUGGCAGGAUGGUGUUGACGAUGAAGUCGUUCAAGGUGGUGGGCGAUCUACAUCUAUCCGGCCUGGCAGCAGCAUCAAGAGGCAUCCUAAAGACAUGGAUGGAAGGCAAGAGACAGAAAGAAGUCGUGUAUUGAGUAAAAGCAGGGAAGGUUCCUAUACUCGCAAGGAAUUGGAUCCUAGCAUUGUAGGCAAUCACUUGCAGUCCAAAGGCGAGGGCUAUGAUCGAAGAAAGGAUCGUGAUAAUCUUGAUGGAGCUUGGCAGCAGCGGAGACAGGAAGACUCUAGUGUUCAUAACAGGAAGACCAAACCUGAAGAGAUGAAGAAAAGGGAACGUGGAGAUGAAAUAGGAUCAUCCAGGCACAGAAAGGUUCGAGAAAGUGAGAGGAGUGAGAAAGAUGAACAUCUGAUCUCGAGGAAGCAACUGGAUAAUGGUAACUACAGGGCUCAUUUUGAUAAUAAGGAUGGUGGUGGGUCUAGGCACAGAGGAAGAGAAGACAGCAUGAAGCAUAGAUAUGAAAUUCCGGAGGAUUACCAUAGCAAACGAAAGAAGGAUGAGGAAUACAUAAGAGAAGAGAUGUUGCAUGGCCACAGGGAAAGUAGUAGUAGCCAUAGAAGAAGGGAGAGAGAUGAUCAGCAGAGAAUUCCCCGGGAUUCCAUGGAAGAUUACCAUUCUUCUGGCAGGCAUAAUAAGGAUGAGGCAUGGCUCUCGCGAGAGAGGAAUGAUAAACCGAGGGAAAGAGAAGAGUUAUUAUAUAGACCAAAACAAUCUACCCACGAAGAGCAUUUUUCAAAACGUGAGAAAGACGAGGGUGGACGAGGUUCUGUGAGGAAUGGGCGGGGGAUUGAUGAGAAAGCAUGGAUUGGCAAUGCUCGAGGGAAAGACGAGUACUUCGCUAAAGAUUCUGUUCGGAAUAGUGAACAGCUGAAGAAGAGAGAACGGGUGGAGGAUGUACGAGGAGGAAACCAAGUUAAUAAUAAGGAGAGAAAAUCUUCAAGGCAUGAGAAGGAAAAGUCGAGUGCUCGAACUGAUCGUGCUGUUGAUACUCCUGAUAACCACAGAUCGUCCGACAAGAGACAUAAAGAAGCGACCAAGAAGCUCAAGGAGCCGGAGGGUGCAGAUUACGGGACACUGGGAUCUUCCAUCAGAAGCCGAGAAGACAAGACUAGUCAAGCUAAUAACUCGGAGGUGAAAGACAGCAGUGAUCGCCAGAACGAUAACAAGCAGAAUCAAGUGCAACGGAACUCCUCUAAAAGAGCUAAAGAAGAUGCAUCAUCAGACGAGGAACAACCGGACUCUAAAAAAGGACGCUCGAAACUGGAACGAUGGACGAGCCAUAAGGAGAAGGAGUUCAACAUGAAUAACAAGUCUGCACCAUCUGCGAAAUUAAAAAAUGGAGAUAAGAACGGCGAUGGUGGGCCCUCUGAGAAGGUUCAGUCUGUCGAAAGGCAGCAUCCGGUGGUGGAAGAGAAGGAUGGUGGUGGCGAUAAUACAGAGAACAAAGAUGGAGACAAGAAGCAGUUAGACGACCGCCACCUGGAAACUGUCGAGAAGUUGAAGAAAAGGAGUGAGCGGUUCAAACUCCCACUGCCCCUUGAAAAAGAUGGGUCUACGACAGUGAAGAAAAUAGAGACCCCGGAUGCAUUGCCACCAAUGCCUCCAGUUAAUAAAACCGAGCCGGUUGCUGAUGCAGAGGUCAAACCUGAGCGUCCUGCUCGGAGAAGAAGGUGGGUAGGGAACUAGAUUCGUCAAGAAUUCUCAGAUGCCUGCUCUUCUAUUAGUGCUGUCACUUACCAUGUUGAGCAGCUUGAUCACGUUAAAGGCUUCACUGAGCUCAAGAUGCCCUCUCAGGAGGAAGGUCGAAAAGCGACGAUCUUGUAACAUGUGUUUGCUUUGAUCUUAUUUAGUUAUUGUUAUAUGUACAUACUGAUAGAUGUAACGCUGAAAACCCCAGCUUAUGCUGCUGCUGCUGCCAUUGUUGGCACGAGAACGAGGAAACCCUUCUGUUUUUUUCUUGUAAGACAAACAUAUCUGUGUUCUUCCCCCAUUUUGGAAGUCGGCCUUCUUUCUGGAUGUGCAGAUGGCUGGAUGUUGAAGCCAUCGUCAGAGUUGAUUCCGAGAGGCUGGAAUCUCCCUGUCAAUGGCCGCUGCUGCGGAGAAGGCGUUGGAUCUAAUCCGACCUUGUAUUAACUGUAUAAGAGAUCUUGUAGUUCUUCAGGCGUUCUAUUUUGUCUUUGAAUUGGAAUGCUGAUAAGGCAGGUAGCGGGAUACCCCCAUAACUUGCAUCUGUAAGACUGUAACGUAGCAACGAGUUUCCAGUUUUUAUAUAUACAGAAGAAAUCCGGUGAAGUUUGC
Messenger RNA from Linum tenue, 4845 nucleotides. The record is from the annotation of a GenBank genome assembly. Lineage: Eukaryota; Viridiplantae; Streptophyta; Magnoliopsida; Malpighiales; Linaceae.